AUGGUAUCCACUUCAAAGUCUAAACCUCUUCCUCGUCCAGCCUUUCUUGUUGGGGAUAGACUGAUGGUGACUGAUGAAUCUCAGGCAAUGGAUGUACUCACCACAAGCACUCAGUUUGGGAAAGUGGUAUCGAAGCAAGCUUGGCCGAGUGAUGCUAGUACAACCUUCCGGGUGGUUAAGAGACAUCAGCAAAAGGCUAGUUGUUUGGUGUUUCCUGUGUCAAGGGGGUUGCAACAUUAUGACUUCCCUAUUGAAGUGGCAGACACUUUUAACUUGAGAAGAGAUUAUGGGUAUCAGAUUUAUCCCACCUACUAUGGUGUUGGAGUUAUUUCUCAUGUCAGUGGUAGUGAUCCUGAUUUUUGUGAAGCAUAUAAAGCUGCUUUUCCGAACUCACAACUUACUACUGCAAAUGCUCGGAAUGGAACUAUGGUGGCUCCACCAUUCCCCUUCGUAUUGACGGAAGAUGGUGAAGAUUUAAGUGCAGCAGACAAUGUAAAACUUGAAGAUCAAAAAGCUGCUUCUUUGCUUGGAAUUGCAGACACCUAUAUUAAGUUGUUUGACCCGGGUGGAGCUGGGUUACCAAGUGAUUUCAUUGCUACUGGAUCACCUCGCAAGCUGUACAUCUCAUGUGAUUUUGAGGUUGACGACAACUACUGUUAUGUCGUGGUAUCUAAGGGCAGGGGUGAUUGUCCCAAUUUUAAAGGACCAUAUAAGGAUAUUCUUGCAAGCCAAGCUGUUCUCAGGGACAGUUUUAGUUGGGUGUCUAUAGAAGCUUUGGAUUUCAAUGGCUGUAGUGGAAGUAAUUUGAGGGUUGUUCAGCAUUGUGAUGUUGUGACGAGUGUCCUUUUGGUGUGCUGCGAAAUGGUGGGCAUGAUGACUGAUGGGAAGACUUGGUAUAAUGUUUCCAAGGUGGCUGCGGUAGUAUUGAAGAAGGUGGUUGGAGUUCAUGACUAUGGUAGAGAACUCAAUUCUCCUGUCAGGAUUAUGUGGCCUGAAGUAUUCAUUUGUGCUUUUGUUCAAGACUGCAGACUGGUUCAAAAUGUUGGAGAGUUUGUUGCCACCGGUCCGGUAGUCUCUUGUUCUGGAUUCAAUAAAGGUUUUAACCGUGGAAAGGUGUCGAUUAUUGUAAUCCUUGAAGGGCUGAGACUUACUACAAAUGUUGCUAUGAGAAGAGCUCCUUCGGUAGUGUAUCAAUUUCAGUUGUUUUCUGAUCUUGCUUCUGAGUUCUAUGUGCAUGAAGUUCUUUCUCAUGGAAGGGGAUUGCCCGAGUUUAAAGAACCCAGCAAAGAUGGAGUAGAGGACAUCAACGAUGAAGAAAUUCUUGACCGGGAAUCUGUAAGAUCUUGGGGGUUGUAUGGCAGCAGUAGUUCCAAGCCUCUCAAGGAGGAUUGUGGGACUGUGAUGAUGUUGUUUGCUACUGGUAAUGGUGGGUUGUCAGGUUAG
Messenger RNA from Linum trigynum, 1443 nucleotides. The record is from the annotation of a GenBank genome assembly. Lineage: Eukaryota; Viridiplantae; Streptophyta; Magnoliopsida; Malpighiales; Linaceae.